Messenger RNA from Cantharellus anzutake, 1147 nucleotides. RefSeq lists its product as uncharacterized. NCBI's taxonomy places the organism in Eukaryota, Fungi, Basidiomycota, Agaricomycetes, Cantharellales, Hydnaceae. The record is from RefSeq and is a predicted model, not a curated record. Bases 262 to 666 code for a protein of 134 amino acids. The transcript is spliced from 3 exons.
GUCGGGGAGGUGGGAGUGUAAAUGAGGGUGUGAGCGAGCGAAGUGUGAGGGGGUUAGGGGAGCCGUUAGAGGGUAUCUUUCCGGAAUAUACGGGCGGGAGGGAUAUGAACAAGGCAGCCAAGUUUAUUUUGUGGAAGUUCUCGCAGGCAAAUAGGGCGAGGUUGAGUAUUUACCCUCACUUGACCCAAGCGACCGAUACAAGAAAUAUUGAACUCGUCUUUGCAGCGGUGAAAGAGACGAUACUACAUAAUGCGCUGAAAGAUGCCGGGAUCAUGUAGACUGGGCUCGGCUUGGUUCUUUCUUCCAGGCCCUCUGGUAACAAUAAUGCCGACUCUAACCCCGCUUUCGAUCCGAGGUCAAGGCCCAAGGGUUGACCUGGUUGAUGGAUUGAGGCUUGUCCACCUUGUCCCGUGCGUUGGGCAGGAUACUUGUUGUGGUCGAAUAUCCACAUGUAACCCCCCGCCCCCGGCUCAUCCUUGUUCUGCCAGGCACAAGCAGCAAGGAAUCAAGGAAUUCUUUCCUUGUCGAAUCACGGGGAGCCGCCCACUCGAAUAUCGAAACGUUCAGCCUAAUUUGGACAUGAGCUGGCUAACAUUCAACUCGUCCCCUCACUAUUUCCACUCUCGGUCUUUCCUUAAUCCUUACUCUCCUAAUUGCUUCAUCUGACUCGCAUAUACAAGUUACCCAUCCACGUCGUUUCUUUACAUAAUUCAUCGUUCGCCGUCAUGCACUCUUACUCAUGGCCGGGUCACACAUACACAUGUAUCAUCAGACGAUCUUCAAAUUAUCACCAUCGCAUUCCUUUUUUUUCACUUUUUUGUUUCCUAAGCUUCGUUGUCGCAGCUUUCUGUCACCCCAAACUGCUAUCCAUUCUAUCUUUCCUUGGUUCCAUCCUGCGUUCCGGUGAGGUGCUGGCGCUGGCGCUGGUCGGGUGGGCAGUGCGAUUUAUCUUUGAUCCAUUCUCGCCGGAGAAACUGGGGAUGCUAAAUGUGGGAAGGGGGGGAGAACUCAGGAAGUUCGGAGUGUGGACGUGAGUACCUGGAUUUGUUGGGUGAGGAUGGGUGAGGAUAAGGUGUUUGGUGGAACUCGGGUCAUGGAAUUUGGAGUGGGGAAUGCUCUCCUUGUCCUUCUAGGUCACUUUAGAAAG